Messenger RNA from Triticum dicoccoides, 1263 nucleotides. RefSeq lists its product as uncharacterized. NCBI's taxonomy places the organism in Eukaryota, Viridiplantae, Streptophyta, Magnoliopsida, Poales, Poaceae. Gene Ontology annotation, biological process: transposition. Bases 1 to 1263 code for a protein of 420 amino acids. The transcript has 5 exons. The record is from RefSeq and is a predicted model, not a curated record.
AUGCCAGGCAACAAAAGGAACAAAGGGAACAAAGUUGCAAGCAUUGGCAAUGUGAUUGAAAGGUUAGGCAAGACGAGGAGGGUCAUAAAGAAGGGCACCGAUGCGGCAACUUCCAUACAGGCAGGCAGGGCCAAACCUACAAAGCGAGCCACGGUGGAUGGUACCCGAGGUAGACGACGUUGUCGUACCACUGUAUCCCGUGUUGCUAGCCCUAUCCCCUCCAUCGAUUCUGAGGAGGAAUUGGAGGAGGAAGCGGAGGAGAAGAGGGAGGAGGAGCUAGUUGUGGAGGAGGAUGAGAGGGAGGAGUCGGAGGAGAGGGAGGAGGGGCCGGUUGUGGAGGAGUUAGAGGAGGGAGAGUAUGAGGUGGAGACAUCGGCAGAGAAGAUGGAAUGGCCAGUUCCUAAGGAGAGCAAAAUCUGGUUGCGUGGGGUGUCCACGCUCCCUUCGAGACCAUAUCCACAUAAUGGCCUCAUUGUCAAACCAGCCGGUCUGAGGGCCUUGGUGGUUGAUGGAGAAUACAUAAAAGUGCCACGCCAGCCAAGUAGCAUCAUUGGAUGUCUUUGCAGGCAUUAUUACCCUGGCCUGGUCCCCAUAGGAGAUGGUGAGGAGGAGCCAGCUUGGUCUUGGGAGCAUUGGAAACGAGCUCCGGAUACCAAAGACAAGUGGGCCAGGGUGUAUGGUAGUGCCGCCGAGCGGGUGGUCAAUGAUUUUUGGGACUUCUUUACUUGUGCCGAGGGUAUGAAGGAUGAAGCUAAUGAGGUUGUGGAGGUGAUUGCCAAGAAGAUUGUCCAAGACAUGCCCUAUGAGGCGCGCGUUGAUGCUAUGGUGAAGUAUUUCGCGCACGAACGCAAAAUGCUUCUCAAAAAGUCUCUAGCCCGGAGAGUGCAUCUCACCCGUUCCAUGUACAUGAAGGCGGUUCCCUCGUGGUGCAACAACAAUCUUCCUUGCUACCAGCAAAUCAUAUCCAAAUGGAUAGACCCGGAGUGGAGGGCCCAACAUCGAAUGGCUUCCGAGCGGCGUGCCUUGAUGGGUGGUCCGGUACACCUUCAAGGCAACCUCAACCUCCACGCUUACGUGCAGAAGAAGAACAGGGAGAGAGGUGAGGGCCAAGAGAAGCUCAAUAUCUUCACGGGAUUAUGUCUCUCCCGCAAGUCAAAGAAACCGGAAGGGGGGUGGGUCAACCCAGGCGCUGGCUUGAGGAUUGAUGCAUACAGUGGGAAGUUCAAGGAGCACAACGGGCCUGACUCUGAUCCGGCCUCAUAG